Molecule: messenger RNA, 1866 nt
Organism: Kluyveromyces lactis
Lineage: Eukaryota; Fungi; Ascomycota; Saccharomycetes; Saccharomycetales; Saccharomycetaceae
Gene: RFA1
Product: replication factor A subunit protein RFA1
Exons: 1
Coding region: 1-1866 (621 amino acids)
Biological process (GO): DNA repair; DNA recombination; DNA replication
Cellular component (GO): nucleus
Molecular function (GO): DNA binding
Source: RefSeq, a predicted model, not a curated record
AUGGGUGUUCAACUAUUGGAAGGUGAUUUAUUGGAUAUUUUCCGUAUUCCGGAGAGGUACAACAAUCCUACCGGCGGUAUUUACCAGGUUGUUCAAACCAAGAAGACUGAGACUAAUGCUAAAAAGAAUUUGAUUCUCAUCAACGAUGGAAAAUACCAUGUCAAGGCUCUUUUGAGGAACAAAGCUGCAGAGGCGGCUCAACAGGCAGAAUUAGAAAGAGGGGAUGUUUUCAAAGUGUUGAACGCGGAAUGCGCAGUGAUCAAAGAGAAGAAGAAGUUUGUGUUGUUAGUAGAUGAGAUAGAGAUUGUUAGCCGUGGGUUAGAUUUGUUUAAUAAUGCUACAGAAUUUGUCGAUGCUUAUUUGGGUGAACAUAUGAAUGAGUUGGUGACUUUGACUGAUAACGGGGCCGUAGCAUCCGAGGCUGCAUCGGCAGCUGCGUCUGCUACAUCGUCUAUGACUUCUAAGAUGGCUCCUACCAGUACCAGCAACAUUCCAGCCCCACAACCACGUUCUGUGCCCAAGGCAAAAUCGAAUAAUGGGUCAUCCCAAAAUUCAAGGCCUAUUUUUGCCAUUGAACAAAUUUCUCCAUAUCAGAACAACUGGACCAUAAAGGCCAGAGUUUCUUUCAAAGGUGAUUUGAAGAAGUGGCAAAAUAAUAGAGGUGAGGGCCAUAUCUUGAAUGUGAAUUUGUUGGAUUCUUCUGGUGAAAUUAGAGCCACUGCGUUCAACGAUAAUGCGAUCAAAUUUAACGAGAUUUUACAGGAGGGUAAAGCUUAUUUUGUAUCAAAGGCUAGAGUGCAACCUGCUAAACCUCAGUUCUCUAAUUUGAAGCAUCCUUACGAAUUAAGUUUAGAAAGAGAUUGUGUCGUUGAAGAAUGUAUGAAUGAGGAUGCUAACGAUGUUCCAGAGAUGCAUUUCAACUUCAUCAAACUAAAUGAUGUCAAUAAUGUGGAAAAAAAUACUGCUAUUGACGUCGUUGGUAUCUUGAAGUCAGUGGGUCCACAUUUCGAACUUGCAGCUAAAUCUGGAAAGAAAUUUGAUCGUCGUGAUGUAGAAAUCGUAGAUGAUUCAGGUGCGUGUAUAUCGCUCGGUUUAUGGGGCGAACAAGCUAUUAAGUUCAAUUUACCAGAAGGGUCUGUGGUUGCUUUGAAAGGUGUUCGUGUUACAGAUUUCAACGGUAAGUCCCUAUCCAUGGGCAACACAAGUAGCUUGUUUGCAAACCCAGAUAUCCAAGAAGCUUAUACAUUAAAGGGUUGGUACGAUGCUAACGCUUCCAAUACAACUUUCAAGGCUUUGAAAACAGAGUCCGGUGGCGGUGCUGAUACAUCAAAAUUCAUUGCUGAUCGUACCACUAUUGCUAGGGCCAUUGAAUCCAACUUAGGAAGAAGUGAAAAAGGUGAUUACUUCAGUGUCAAGGCUGCUGUAAGUUUCUUGAAAGUUGAUAACUUCGCUUAUCCUGCAUGUUUGAACGAGGGAUGUCAAAAGAAGGUGAUAAUGCAAAGCGACGGUACUUGGAGAUGCGAAAAAUGUGAUAUGAACCAUCCACAUCCAAAAUACAGAUAUAUGCUUACAAUUUCCAUCAUGGACCAAACUGGACAGAUUUGGUUGACCCUAUUCAAUGACCAAGCAGAACAACUUGUGGGAGUAUCGGCCAACGAACUAACAGAGUUGAAAGAAAAUAAUAACCAAGCGUUUGUUGCCCUUACUCAGAAGGUUCAAAUGAAUGAAUAUGAUUUCAGAAUUAGAGCUCGUGAGGAUAACUAUAACAACGAAACAAGGAUUAGAUACACAGUUGCAAACCUCCACGAUCUCAGAUGGAAAGCUGAAGCUGAUUUCUUAGCAGCUGAACUACUAAAAGCAUUAUGA